UGGAAGAUGUCAGUAAACACCCCUUCCAACUCAGUGCCCGGGAGCACCAGUCGUUUCCAGGUCCAUGUCAUAAACGAGAGUCACGGCAGCAGCGCGGCCGUGAGCGACAGCGCACACCCCCCACUUUACGAAGAGACUUCUUUCGGGGACGAAGCCCAGAACAGACUGAGAAUCAGCUUUAGGCCUGGAAACCAGGAGUGCUACGACAAUUUCCUCCAGAAUGGAGAGACGGCUAAAACGGACACCACGUUUCACGCCUACGACACUCACACCAACACAUACUACCUGCAGACUUUCGGCCACAACACCAUGGAUGCCGUCCCCAAGAUUGAUUACUACCGCAACACAGGCAGCGUGAGUGGGCCCAAGGUCAGCAGGCCCAGCUUGCUGGAGAUCCACGAGCAGCUGGCCAAGAAUGUGACAGUGGCCCCUGGUUCAGCCGACAGGGUGGCUAAUGGUGACGGGCUACCUGGAGAUGAACAAGCCGAGAACAAGGAAGAAGACACAGCCGGUGUUGUGAAGUUCGGAUGGGUGAAAGGUGUGCUGGUAAGAUGCAUGCUGAACAUCUGGGGAGUCAUGCUUUUCAUUCGCCUCUCCUGGAUUGUUGGAGAAGCCGGAAUUGGUCUGGGAGUCAUCAUCAUUGGCCUGAGCGUAGUAGUGACAACACUCACAGGUAUUUCUAUGUCUGCUAUUUGCACAAACGGAGUGGUGCGAGGAGGCGGCGCCUACUACCUGAUUUCCCGGAGCCUGGGGCCCGAGUUCGGUGGGUCAAUAGGCUUGAUUUUCGCGUUCGCCAACGCAGUGGCUGUUGCCAUGUACGUGGUGGGGUUCGCGGAGACCGUGGUGGACCUUCUUAAGGAGAGUGAUUCCAUGAUGGUGGACCCAGCCAGUGAUAUCCGGAUCAUCGGUUCCAUCACUGUGGUCAUCCUUCUAGGGAUCUCGGUAGCUGGGAUGGAAUGGGAAGCAAAGGCUCAAGUGAUUCUCCUGGUCAUUCUUCUCGUUGCCAUUGCAAACUUCUUCAUUGGGACUGUCAUUCCAUCCAACAAUGAGAAGAGAGCCAGAGGCUUCUUUAACUACCAAGCAUCCAUAUUUGCCGAAAACUUUGGACCAAGCUUCACAAAGGGUGAAGGCUUCUUCUCGGUCUUUGCCAUCUUUUUCCCAGCUGCUACUGGAAUUCUUGCUGGUGCCAACAUCUCUGGAGACCUGGAGGAUCCUCAGGAUGCCAUCCCCAGAGGAACCAUGCUGGCCAUUUUCAUCACUACUGUUGCCUACAUAGGAGUUGCUAUUUGCGUAGCGGCAUGUGUGGUCCGAGAUGCCACUGGAAACAUGAAUGACACCAUCAUUUCUGGAAUGAAUUGCAACGGGUCUGCAGCCUGUGGGCUGGGCUAUGACUUCUCAAGAUGUCAGCAUGAACCGUGUCAGUAUGGGCUGAUGAACAAUUUUCAGGUCAUGAGCAUGGUGUCAGGGUUUGCCCCCCUCAUCACCGCAGGAAUCUUUUCCGCAACACUGUCUUCGGCCCUGGCCUCCCUCGUCAGUGCGCCCAAAGUAUUCCAGGCUCUGUGCAAGGACAACAUCUUCAAAGGACUGAAGUUCUUCGCAAAGGGCUAUGGGAAAAACAACGAGCCCCUGAGAGGCUACUUUCUCACUUUUGUGAUAGCCCUGGCAUUCAUUCUUAUCGCGGAUCUAAAUGUCAUCGCACCCAUCAUCUCCAACUUCUUCCUGGCCUCAUAUGCACUUAUUAAUUUCUCCUGCUUCCAUGCCUCAUAUGCCAAAUCUCCAGGAUGGAGGCCAGCGUACGGGAUUUACAACAUGUGGGUCUCUCUUUUGGGAGCGGUUCUGUGCUGUGCAGUCAUGUUCGUCAUCAACUGGUGGGCAGCUGUCAUCACCUACGUCAUCGAGUUAUUCCUCUAUAUCUAUGUGACCUAUAAGAAGCCAGACGUGAACUGGGGUUCCUCCACACAGGCUCUCUCCUACGUGAGUGCUUUAGACAACGCUCUGGAAUUAACCACAGUGGAAGACCACGUGAAAAAUUUCAGACCCCAGUGCAUUGUGUUAACAGGGGGGCCCAUGACAAGACCUGCUCUCUUGGAUAUAACCCACGCCUUUACGAAGAACAGUGGCCUCUGCAUCUGCUGUGAAGUCUUCGUGGGACCCCGCAAGCUGUGUGUUAAGGAGAUGAACAGCGGCAUGGCUAAAAAACAGGCCUGGCUUAUAAAGAACAAAAUCAAGGCUUUUUAUGCUGCGGUGGCAGCCGACUGCUUCAGGGAUGGUGUCCGGAGUCUCCUUCAGGCCUCAGGCUUGGGGAGGAUGAAGCCAAACACCCUAGUGACUGGGUAUAAAAAAAACUGGAGGAAAGCCCCCCUGUCAGAGAUUGAGAACUACGUGGGAAUCAUCCAUGAUGCCUUUGACUUUGAGAUCGGUGUGGUCAUAGUCAGGAUCAGCCAAGGGUUUGACAUUUCUUCCGUUCUCCAGGUUCAAGAUGAACUGGAGAAACUGGAACAGGAGAGACUGGCUCUGGAGGCCGCAAUCAAGGACAACGAGGAUGAGGAGGGGAAGGGGGGCAUCCGAGGCUUGUUCAAGAAGGCUGGCAAGCUGAACAUUACCAAGCCGGCCCCUAAAAAAGACGGUAACAUCACCACCAUCCAGUCAACACAUGUGGGGGAGUUCAAUCAGAAACUGGUGGAGGCCAGCGCCCAGUUUAAAAAGAAACAAGGAAAAGGCACGAUUGAUGUCUGGUGGUUAUUUGAUGAUGGAGGGCUAACACUUCUUAUCCCAUAUAUCUUGACUCUCAGAAAAAAGUGGAAAGACUGUAAAUUAAGGAUCUAUGUUGGAGGAAAGAUCAACCGCAUCGAGGAGGAAAAACUUUCAAUGGCUUCUCUACUCAGCAAAUUCAGGAUAAAAUUUGCAGACAUCCAUAUAAUUGGAGACAUCAACAUUAAGCCAAACAAAGAGAGCUGGAAAGUUUUUGAAGAGAUGAUUGAACCUUAUCGGCUCCAUGAAAGCCACAAAGAUUUGACCACUGCUGAGAAAUUAAAAAGAGAAAGUCCGUGGAAAAUUACAGAUGCAGAACUGGAAGCAGUCAAGGAAAAGAGUUACCGCCAAGUUCGCCUGAAUGAGCUCCUACAGGAACACUCCCGAGCUGCCAACCUGAUCGUGCUGAGCCUUCCAGUGGCAAGGAAAGGAUCUAUAUCGGAUUUGUUGUACAUGGCGUGGCUAGAAAUUCUGACCAAGAACCUCCCUCCUGUGUUAAUGGUUAGAGGAAAUCACAAAAAUGUCCUGACAUUUUACUCUUAAAGCAUCAAAGAUAAGAAAUGUACCUUGGUGUGUGAAUAAUUAUGAAAUACAUCUGCUACUUUGUGUUGUAAAACCUCAUCCGUGAAUAUACAAACCUCUGGAGGCUAGCCUAUCCGAUUCUACAUAAAUUUUGUCUUUAAAAAAAAAAGUUAUUAAUGAGAGCUUUUCCCACCAGCUUAAGAAACAUCGAAAGCCAUGAUGUUGCUAGAAAACUAUUUUGUCGUUGUUGCUGGUAAGCAAGAAAUUAAUACCUGGCUGACGUGCUUAUAGUCCUUGCUAAUCUGGAUGAAAGCUCCAGGCAAAUUUAAUCUCUUGUUUCCAUGGCGUCUGCUGCACGGCCCUGGUGCAGGCCUCAGGCCCACAGCAGGCUCUCCAUAAACACCAACAGGCCGGGAGGGUGACCGCAGGUGGCUAUCACAGAAAAAGAGCCACUGGGUCAGCGGCACGAUUCUGCUUGGCCUCCUGAGAAGUUUGUGAAGAUUUAAAAAUCAAUAACGGAAAACUUCAGGAAGGACCAGAAUCUGCAAAGUGUUCAAAGCAGUUGCCUAAAUAAGGUUUAUUUAAUGCAGCAGAUAGUGAGCUUACAAGUGACCCCUGCUAACAUGUAGCCUGCAUUUGCUGCUAGCUGGCGUUGUCUUAGCGAGGUGAGAAAGAGAUGCAUGCUCCAGUUAAAUGAAACAGAGUCGAUUCUUAACAUAUAAAUUGUCUUCCUGGCUAAAUAUUUUGAAAUCUCUACCUUAGUACUAUUUUGCUUUUUUUUUUCCCUCUAAUUCUUUGCAUAGAUGAAAUCAAAAUAAAUGUCUCAUUGAAAAAUAAUCUCACCGAUUUCCAAUCCACUUUAAAAAUGUAUCCAGACCCUACCACUUAUUAACUUUCUAUAUAAACAGUUACGUGGGCUUUAAAGAAUAAAUAAGAUAAGAGCGGAGACACUUGUAAAGUUUAAGACUACAGGUGCUGAUUUUUCUUCUUCUUGUUAGUGUGUGUAUAAUAUUUAAUCACAGAAAAAAAACCUCAAAAAUUGUUUAUCCGAUAAAUGGCUUGUUUUUGUUUUUUUCUUGGCAUAUUUUAUGGCUGCUCUGGGGAAACACGUUGGGGCAAAUUGACCUGAAAUAAAAAUCACUAAAAUUUGUUUGCUUGGGCAAA
Psammomys obesus (fat sand rat) is the source of this 4437-nucleotide messenger RNA. It is a transcript of the gene Slc12a1, whose product is annotated as solute carrier family 12 member 1. Lineage: Eukaryota; Metazoa; Chordata; Mammalia; Rodentia; Muridae. Gene Ontology annotation, cellular component: membrane. The record is from RefSeq and is a predicted model, not a curated record. The transcript has 26 exons. Gene Ontology annotation, molecular function: sodium:potassium:chloride symporter activity. Gene Ontology annotation, biological process: cell volume homeostasis; chloride ion homeostasis; sodium ion transmembrane transport. The coding region runs from base 7 to 3294 and encodes 1095 amino acids.